GACGGGGAGAGGGCGACGGGACCCGGCACUGUCUGGGACCACGUGUGGCUGACUGGCUGUGGAGGCCUGGAGUUGCAUCCGCUGCGUGCGGCCCGGGCUGACGGGACAGCCGCUCGAGAAAGUCUAGAAGGACUGACAGAAGCGUCCUAGGAUCUUGGGUGUCUGGACAUAAGAGUUAUCUUCACCUGUUGUGUGGAGCUCAGCACCUAUCAAGCCUCUGUAGAAAUGGACAAAGAAGAAAGGAAGACUAUCAACAAGGGUCAAGAAGAUGAAAUGGAGAUACAUGGCUAUAACUUAUGCCACUGGAAGCUUGCCUUAGUUUCCAUAGGAGUGAUUUGUACUGGUGGUUUUCUCCUCCUCCUCCUCUAUUGGAUGCCUGAGUGGCGAGUGAAAGCCACAUGCGUUAGAGCUGCAGUUAAAGACUGUGAAGUGGUGCUGCUCAGGACUACUGAUGAAUUUAGAAUGUGGUUUUGUGCAAAAAUUCGCUUUCUUCCUAUGGAAAAUCAACCAAAUUUUAAUGCAAAAUCUGUAGUUAAUAAGGUUUCAAAUGGCCAUGCUGUUCAUUUAACUGAGAAUCUGACUGAAGAAAAUAGAUGCGAGAUGAAUAAAUAUUCACAGACUCAGUCCCAACAGAUGCGUUAUUUCACCCACCAUAGCAUAAGAUAUUUCUGGAAUGAUACCAUUCACAAUUUUGAUUUCUUAAAGGGACUGGAUGAAGGUGUUUCUUGUACAUCAAUUUAUGAAAAGCAUAGUGCAGGACUGACAAAGGGGAUGCAUGCCUACAGAAAGUUGAUUUAUGGAGUAAAUGAAAUUGCUGUGAAAGUGCCUUCUGUUUUUAAGCUUCUAAUUAAAGAGGUUCUCAACCCAUUUUACAUUUUCCAGCUGUUCAGUGUUAUCCUGUGGAGCAUUGAUGAAUACUAUUACUAUGCUCUAGCCAUUGUGAUCAUGUCCAUAGUAUCUAUUAUAAGCUCACUAUAUUCCAUUAGGAAGCAAUAUGUUAUGUUACAUGAUAUGGUGGCAACUCACAGUACCGUGAGAGUUUCAGUUUGUAGAGUAAAUGAAGAAAUAGAAGAAAUCUUUUCUACAGACCUUGUGCCUGGAGAUGUCAUGAUCAUUCCAUUAAAUGGGACAGUCAUGCCUUGUGAUGCAGUACUUAUUAAUGGUACUUGCAUUGUAAAUGAAAGCAUGCUAACAGGGGAAAGUGUUCCAGUGACAAAGACUAACUUGCCAAAUCCUUCAGUGGAUGUAAAAGGAACGGGGGAGGAGUUGUACAGUCCAGAGACACACAAGAGACACACUCUGUUUUGUGGGACAACUGUUAUUCAGACCCGUUUUUACACUGGAGAACUUGUGAAAGCCAUAGUAGUUAGAACAGGAUUUAGUACUUCCAAAGGACAGCUUGUUCGUUCUAUACUGUAUCCCAAGCCAACUGAUUUUAAACUCUAUAGAGAUGCCUACUUGUUUCUGCUGUGUCUUGUGGUGGUGGCUGGCAUUGGGUUUAUCUACACAAUCAUCAAUAGCAUUUUAAAUAAGAAAGAAAUUCAGGAAAUAAUUAUUAAGUCUCUUGAUAUCAUUACAAUUACUGUGCCACCUGCACUACCUGCUGCAAUGACUGCUGGAAUUGUUUAUGCUCAGAGAAGACUGAAAAAAGUUGGGAUUUUCUGUAUCAGUCCCCAAAGGAUAAAUAUCUGUGGACAGCUGAAUCUUGUUUGCUUUGAUAAGACUGGAACUCUUACCGAAGAUGGUUUAGAUCUCUGGGGAAUUCAGCGAGUGGAAAAUACCCGAUUUCUUUUACCAGAAGACAAUGUUUGCAGUGAGAUAUUGGUAAAAUCUCAAUUUGUUGCUUGCAUGGCUACUUGUCAUUCACUUACAAAAAUUGAAGGUGUUCUUUCUGGUGACCCACUUGAUUUGAAAAUGUUUGAAGCCAUUGGAUGGAUUUUGGAAGAAGCAACCGAGGAAGAAACAGCACUUCAUAACCGAAUAAUGCCCACUGUAGUUCGUCCUUCCAAACAGCUGUUUCCUGAAUCUACAGCUGUAGGAAACCAAGAAAUGGAGCUGUUUGAACUUCCAGCUGUUUAUGAGAUAGGAAUUGUUCGACAGUUCCCAUUUUCUUCUGCUUUACAACGGAUGAGUGUGGUUGCAAGAAUACUAGGUGACAAGAAAAUGGAUGCCUACAUGAAAGGAGCCCCUGAGGUUAUUGCCAGUCUUUGUAAACCUGAAACAGUUCCAGUUGAUUUUGAGAAAGUUUUAGAAGAUUAUACCAAACAAGGCUUCCGUGUGAUUGCUCUUGCACACAGAAAGUUGGAGUCAAAACUGACGUGGCACAAAGUACAACAUAUUAGCAGAGAUGCCAUUGAAAACAACAUGGAUUUCAUGGGAUUGAUUAUAAUGCAGAACAAAUUAAAACAGGAAACCCCUGCAGUACUUGAAGAUUUGCAUAAAGCCAACAUUCGAACUGUCAUGGUCACAGGUGACAACAUGUUGACGGCUGUCUCUGUGGCCAGAGACUGUGGAAUGAUUCUACCUCAGGAUAAAGUUAUUAUUGCUGAAGCAUUACCUCCAAAGGAUGGGAAAGUUGCCAAGAUCAAUUGGCAUUAUGCAGAUUCCCUGACACAGUGUAAUGAAUCAUCAGCAAUUGACUCAGAGGCUAUUCCAAUUAAACUUGCCCAUGAUAGUUUAGAGGAUCUUCCAUCAACUCCCUAUCAUUUUGCAAUGAAUGGAAAGUCGUUUUCAGUGAUACUGGAACAUUUUCAAGAUCUUGUUCCUAAGUUGAUGUUACAUGGCACCGUGUUUGCUCGAAUGGCACCAGAUCAGAAGACACAAUUGGUAGAAGCAUUGCAAAAUGUAGAUUACUUUGUUGGGAUGUGCGGUGAUGGUGCAAAUGAUUGUGGUGCUUUGAAGAGGGCACAUGGUGGCAUUUCCUUGUCUGAGCUUGAAGCUUCUGUGGCAUCUCCUUUUACUUCUAAGACACCUAGUAUUUCCUGUGUGCCGAACCUCAUCAGGGAGGGCCGUGCUGCUUUAAUGACAUCUUUCUGUGUGUUUAAAUUUAUGGCAUUAUACAGCAUCAUACAGUACUUCAGUGUUACUCUCCUGUAUUCUAUCUUGAGUAACCUGGGAGACUUUCAGUUUCUUUUCAUUGAUCUGGCAAUCAUUUUGGUAGUGGUAUUUACAAUGAGUUUGAAUCCUGCCUGGAAAGAACUUGUGGCACAGAGACCCCCUUCGGGCCUUAUAUCUGGGGCACUCCUCUUCUCCGUCUUGUCUCAGAUUGUCAUCUGUGUUGGAUUUCAAUCACUGGGCUUUUUCUGGGUCAAGCAGUAUAAAGUGUGUGAUCCAUAUUCAGAAUGUGUUUUGGCCUCUUGGGGGAGAUGCUGCUCAGCUCCUAAUAGGAUCCUUUUGUGUUCCAGUGUUUGUAACACAACAAGAAGCGCAUGUUGGAACUCAUCGCAUUUGUACAACGGAACUGAACUCGAUUCAUGUAAAAUUCAAAAUUAUGAAAAUACUACAGUGUUUUUUAUCUCCAGUUUUCAGUACCUCACAGUGGCAGUUGCCUUUUCAAAAGGAAAACCAUUCAGGCAGCCUUGCUACAAGAAUUAUUUUUUUGUUAUAUCUGUGAUUAUUUUGUAUGUUUUCAUACUAUUCAUCAUGUUGCAUCCAGUUGCCUCUGUUGACCAGGUUCUUGAGAUUGUAUUUGUACCAUACCAGUGGCGUAUCCAUAUGCUUAUCAUUGUUCUUAUCAAUGCCUUCGUGUCUAUCACGGUUGAGAGCUUCUUCCUUGACACGGUCCUUUGGAAGGUUGUGUUCAGUCGAGACAAACAAGGAGAGUAUCGUUUCACCACCACACAGCCACCACAGGAGUCAGUGGAUCGGUGGGGAAAAUGUUGCUUGUCCUGGGCCUUGAGCUGCAGAAAAAAGACACCAAAAGCAAAAUACAUGUACCUGGCACAGGAGCUCCGAGAUGACCCUGAAUGGCCACCUAAACCUCAGACCACAACGGAAGCCAAAACUGUAGUAAAGGAGAAUGGAUCAUGUCAGAUCAGCACCAUAGCAUAGCAGAGACUGUCUCUGCGUGCAAGUGACAGUAUUCAGGAAGAUGUGAUGUUAGGUGUCAGAAUGGCACUGUUUUAGUUUAUAUCCCUCUCAUAAGACAGUAGUUGAUUAAAAAAACAAAACCAGUAAAACGGCAUUUGCCUCACAGUUAUUAACUAUCAGUCUGGCUAGAUAUUCAUGCAGUAACCUAAAUAUGAUAUACACUUUAUAUUGGGUAUGAGAGAGCUGUUAGGUUUUUUAAAUUUUUGGCUUUUGACACUAGUCUGCCUCUUUAAAUUUAAUUUUCACAAACCCUUUAUUAGCUAGUUCCUCUUAUAUAUAGACCCUGAAUUGGGACUGUUAAAAAUUUAUGGUUGUUAAUUGUGAUUAGCCUUCAGUGAAAAUAGGUUGGAAGUCUGUUUUGAUUCCAGUGUUUCUCCCAAAGAAUUCUAUGUUAAACAUAUACCAGUUUCUGAAGAAGGAGUGAGUUUGUGUGUUACUGUUGGUAGAGCAUCUCAGGUAACUCCCAUUUCUGGUUUUAUAUUCUGUGUGUAGACUGCCUGGUGUCACUUUCUAGCCAAAGGUGCUUCACUGCUGUCUUGAUCUCCUUUGUAACAUUGUGGGUCUCAUGCCAUGUCUGACAUCAACAGCCCAGUUGGCCUCAUUAAAAAACGUUUUUGUUUUUGUUUUUUUCCCACUAGAAAAGAUUUAUUUCUGAGUCAGGCGUGGUGGUACAGGCCUGUACUCCUGCACAGGAGGCUGAGGCAGGAGGAGUGUUCAAGGAUAGCCUAGAGUAGCUAGUAAAGCCCUGUCUCCAAAUACAUGCAUGCAGAGAGAGAUGAUCGUUUCCCUUGGUGGUAGACCUCGCAUCUCUUCAUACCCGCUGUUUGUUUUUCUUUCAGGAUUUAUAUCAUUUUAAAUGCUUGCUCUCUCUGUUUUUAACCUAAAGGAAUAGGAUAAAUUUGUUGUUUGUUUUGGUUGUUGUUGUUGGUUUGCUUUGGUUUUUGAGUUAGAGCUUAACCUUGGUAUAUGGCUCUCCUUUGGAUAAUGAGGCUUAAAGGAAUAGUGAAUACUGAGUUUGGCUUUUACAAAGCAAUGUGAACUUGAGUAGAGCUUGUUUUAUGCCAUUAGGUGGCACCAGAGGUCAGCACAUACCUGUUUUGUUACAAGUGAGCUUGAGAAAAUAAAGUAUACACAUUUAUUGAGCCAAAAGAAAUGUAGAAAGCAUUUUUCACACUUGUUUUAUCUGAUUAAUGUUCAGUUCUCAAGGAACUUCCACAAUGCCUUCCUAGGUAGGACUUGGGAGUUUAGUAGUGCCCAUAGUUAUGAUGAACUUGGGGAGCUGGCAUUGCUAUAAAAAAUGGACCCUAAAUUAGUGAAGCAGUGUGAGGUUAUUCUGUGUUCUUUCUUAGCUAACCACGUUACACUUUCCACUCGUAGUUGAUCAUACUGUCCCAGUACAUGCUUACCAGUUUACCAGAUGUUACCCAGAUUUCUGGAACCAUUUUUUUUUCUUAUUUUUUUAUGUUACAGAGACCUGAAUGAUGUUUGAUAAUUGUAGAAAAAAUGUAAAUUAUUCUCAGGAUCACUGUUACUGCUAUUGCCACUAGUGAUUCUUACAAAACACAUAAUCGAAUUUUUCCAACAAAAUGUAUAUUACUAUAUGUUAGAUGAUAAGAACAAUUGUCCCAUGAAUGAUUCUAUGAAGCUAUGCAUCUUAGACCUCUUGAGCUGUGAAUUAGCACUAUUUUCUAUAAUUACUUUUUCUCUGUUGUUUUAUACUGUCCAUGUUCAUUUCAAAUAAUGCUCAUAUUAUUCUUAGUGAUUUUUCUGAAUUGUUAAGUCUUAUUUUUUGGUUUAAAUAUAGAAGCAUAUAAUUAAUUUCUAGCUGCAGCUUAGAAGCCCAAUAUUAAUUGUAUUUAACACCCUCAAGAGAAUGGUCAUAAAAGGCUAUUUUUGACACACCCUUUUUAAUAUUUAGAGUUGAUAAGGGUUUAUAUUUCAUCUGUCCAUGUUGUUCACAAAAGGAAACAAGGUUUUAUGUAGGUGAGAGAAAGCAUUUGUAGGAAGUUAGAUUUGAACAUAGACAGGGUAGGUUGUUCCAGUGAGGAUAUUGUUUGCGGAAUGUCUGAGUUCAGACAUGGGUCCUGCUUAGUACCGUAGGUAGACGGAGUCUUCUGUAGGUCACCGUCACAUAGAGAUUUGAGUUCUGGAUUUUACAUUAAAUUAUUUGAGUAUAUACAGACCUAAAUUUUAAAAUCUGUACAUAUAUUAUUUUGAUGUAUUAAGAUUGAUAAUAUUGCUGAUUUAAAUUUUAUUUAUGCACAUACUUAAAGGACAGAAAUGUCCGGGAAAGUAAUUGUUAAAUAAUGAUAUGUAACUUUUUAACUUUUUAAAUAAAUAAGAUUUUUUAAUGUGGGUCUCCCUCAGGGUUGUUUAAAGUUGUUUUCCUCCAUCAAAUAUAAACAAAUAGUGGUAGCUGUUUUCUAUCUUCUAGCACCAACUGCUGUAUAGCAAUGCUGCAAAUAGUGCUUGGGUGAGAGUGGAAAAACCAACAAUAAACCAAUACUUUUAUAAGUUUUAUAAGCCUGAGAUUUGGAAGAUUUCCAAAUUGCACUUGCAUUUAAGUAAACCUGUUACUGUUUUUACACUAUUUAUUUGGUUUCCCAUGUUGAUGAAAGUUCUGCACAGUUUCAAAGGCAUGGUAAAUAAUGUCAUAUAUAGAUAGAUGUGUAUUAUAUAUUAUAUUAUAUGUGGAAUAUAAUAUAAUAUAUAAUACACAUAUGUAAAACCUGUUUCAAAAGCAGCAAAAGCUCAUAUGCAGUGAGGAGCAACAUCUAAUUUUAUGCAUGCAGAUUUGAUGUGUCUAAGAAAAGGGUUUUGUAUAUUUAUGGUGGGAGGUUCUGGGAACUUUUAACGAGAUAGGGUAUUAACUUUUGUACAGUCUGGACAUUUACAUGUAUUUUUAGUGUAUUACAAUUUGGUAAUUAUGUGCACAUGAAAUUAAUAAAAGUUACUUCCUGUUAUGAUUUGUGAACUCCCUAAGACCGUGAAUUUUUUAAGUAACUUUAUAUAUCAGAAGUGAUACCACAUCUUUAUAUUUUUAAAAUUGUAUUGCUGCUCAAGAAUGGUACCCUGAUGUCAGAAAGGUAGAUAUUCAUAAUUGUACAUUCAGCAUUGUAAAUAACCUCAUGAAAUCUUUUGAUUGAAGCUAUUCAAAAUAAAAAUUUUAAUAAAUUAAA
This is a messenger RNA of Myodes glareolus (Bank vole), 7268 nucleotides long. It is a transcript of the gene Atp13a3, whose product is annotated as ATPase 13A3. The record is from RefSeq and is a predicted model, not a curated record. NCBI's taxonomy places the organism in Eukaryota, Metazoa, Chordata, Mammalia, Rodentia, Cricetidae. Gene Ontology annotation, molecular function: ATPase-coupled monoatomic cation transmembrane transporter activity; polyamine transmembrane transporter activity; ATP binding. Gene Ontology annotation, biological process: intracellular calcium ion homeostasis; polyamine transmembrane transport. Gene Ontology annotation, cellular component: late endosome membrane.